AUGGCAUUUGCUGGAUUAAAGAAACAGAUAAACAAAGCAAAUCAGUAUGUCACUGAAAAGAUGGGAGGUGCUGAGGGCACUAAACUCGACUUGGAUUUCAUGGAAAUGGAACGUAAAACUGACGUUACCGUUGAACUUGUUGAGGAAAUACAAGCCAAGACGAAAGAGUAUUUACAACCAAAUCCAACUGCUCGAGCAAAAAUGAUUGCUGUUAAAGGAAUUUCAAAACUUUCUGGACAGGCAAAAUGUAAUACUUAUCCACAAGCAGAGGGUGUCUUAGCUGAUUGCAUGUUGAUUUAUGGUAAACGAUUGGGUGAAGAUCAGAGUCUUUUUGCACAAGCACUUGUUGAAUUUGGGGAUACUUUAAAACAAAUGGCGGAUGUUAAGUAUGCUCUCGAUGAUAAUGUAAAACAGAACUUUUUGGAACCACUUCAUCAGUUACAGAUGAAGGAUCUUAAGGAAGUUAUGCAUCAUCGUAAAAAAUUACAAGGUCGUCGUUUAGAUUUCGACUGUAAGAGGCGUCGUCAAGCACGAGGUGAUGAUGAAAUAAAGAGUGCCGAGGAAAAAUUCGCAGAAUCAUUACAGCUCGCUCAAAUUGGAAUGUACCAUUUGUUGGAAAAUGAUAUUGAACAAAUAUCACAAAUGGCAUAUUUCGCUGAAGCUUUGCUCGAUUAUCAUCAACAAUGCACAGAAAUAUUACGAGGAUUAGUGGAGAAUAUGCAACAAAAACGAGAAGAAGCAGCUUGUCGUGAAAAAACAGAAUUCACCCCUAAAACACUACAAGAUUUGGUAGUUGAAACUGAAGGUGAUGGAUUUUCCGGCUCAGGCUCCGGAACCCCAAUAAAGCCCAAUCAUUUGGAAAUUAUGGGCAAUGGCAGUACCCAGCGUUCAACUAAUGCGUCUCCUUUACCAAGUCCAAUGCGAAGUCCUGCAAAGCCUCCACAGCCAUCACAACAGCAACCAUGCUGUGUAGCAUUAUACGAUUUUGAUCCUGAAAAUCCAGGCGAACUUGGUUUCAAAGAAAACGACAUAAUUCAGCUUUUACAACGUAUUGAUGAAAAUUGGUUCGAGGGUAAAGUAAACGGAAAAUCUGGCUACUUUCCACAGACAUACGUUGAAAUAAAAGUUCCACUACCUUAA
This is a messenger RNA of Chironomus riparius, 1140 nucleotides long. Lineage: Eukaryota; Metazoa; Arthropoda; Insecta; Diptera; Chironomidae. The record is from the annotation of a GenBank genome assembly.